AUGGACGAAGUACUUAAGAAGGAUGAGAAACUGGUGGUGGUUGGAGCAGGUGAUGUUGGGGAAGCUGCACUGACAAUCCAGCUCAUCCAGAACCACUUUGUAGAUGAAUAUUAUCCCACCAGGGAGGAUUUUUAGUGAACACAGGUGGUUAUAGAUGGUGAAACCUGUCUGUUGGAUAUACUGUAUACAACUGGUCAAGAAGAGUACAGUGCCAUGAGAGACCAAUACAAGAGGACAGGUAAAGACUUCCUCUGUGUAUUUUCCAUCAAUAAUAACAAAUCAUUUGCAGUAAUUAAUCUCUACAGGGAACAGAUUAAGCAAGUAAAAGACUCAGAGGGUGUACCUAUGGUGUUAGGAGGAAACAAGUGUGAUUUGUCAACAAGGAUAGUUGAAAGAAAACAAGCUCAUGAACUGGCCAAGAGUUAUGGGAUUCCACUCACUGAAAACUCAACCAAGACCAGAAGGUUGUUGAAGAUGCCUUUUUGUACACUGGUGAGAGAAAUAUGUAAGUAUCAAAUGAAGAAACUCAAUAGAAAUAAAGAUGGGACUCAAGGUUGUACGGGGUUACUAUGCAUGGUGAUACAACAAAUGCUUUUAAAGUUAUAG
Mustela lutreola (European mink) is the source of this 606-nucleotide messenger RNA. RefSeq names its product GTPase NRas-like. Lineage: Eukaryota; Metazoa; Chordata; Mammalia; Carnivora; Mustelidae. The record is from RefSeq and is a predicted model, not a curated record. Gene Ontology annotation, cellular component: plasma membrane. The transcript is spliced from 2 exons. Gene Ontology annotation, biological process: Ras protein signal transduction. Gene Ontology annotation, molecular function: GDP binding; GTP binding; GTPase activity.